This is a messenger RNA of Orbicella faveolata, 1978 nucleotides long. RefSeq lists its product as uncharacterized. NCBI's taxonomy places the organism in Eukaryota, Metazoa, Cnidaria, Anthozoa, Scleractinia, Merulinidae. The record is from RefSeq and is a predicted model, not a curated record.
AUGGUACAGCAGGAGGCCUUAGUCAGGUCAAUUGAGGAUUCCUCAGACACAAAAUCAGCAGUGGAGGUCCUAGCAAAGCAACUCUUUACAAAUUAUGAACUGCAAACUUCAUCGGUCACUGGCUUUCAGUGCAAUAAAGAUUAUCAAGCAAGACCAGGACUGAGUCCCUCAAGAAGGAGCCUUUUAGAAAGAAAGGCAGUGGUAGAAAAUCAUGAAAACAAAAUUGUUGCAGUAGCAAAUGCUAAAAGAGUACAAAAUUUUCUUUUGCGAAGGCAGCAUUUUGCUGCAAGUGACAAGAAUACUUCCGAGAGAACUGAAAUAAUCGAAGUUGAAGAAGGAGAAGUAAGUGGAUCAGAGGACACAUCAGAUUUUGCACCUCAAAACCAGCAGUCUUUGAGUGUGACAAACAGCUCACCUCCUCUCCACCAGUCUUCAGGUGACGACUUCAACUCACUCCAGCAACAACAGUCUCUUCAGUCUUCUGGUGGAAACUUCAACUCACCACAGCACCAACAGCCUCUUCACUCUUCUGGUGGUAACUUCAACUCACUGAAGCACCAACAGCCUCUUCAGUCUUCAGGUCAUAACCUGAACUCACCUGAGCACCAACAGCCUCUUGAACAGUCUUCUUGUGGUAACUUCAACUCACCCCAGCACCAACAGCCUCUUCAGUCUUCUGGUGGUAACUUCAACUCACCGCAGCACCAACAGCCUCUUCAGUCGUCAGGUCGUAACCUCAACUCACCUGAGCAUCAACAGCCUCUUCAGUCUUCUCGUGGUAACUUCAACUCACCCCAGCAUCAACAGCCUCAUCAGUCUUCAGGUGACGACUUCAACUCAAUCCAGCACCAACAGCCUCUUCAGUCUUCAGGUCGUAACUUCAACUCAUCCCAGCACCAACAGUCUCCCACCUUGGCCAACAAGUCACCCCCUUGCCAUUGUGGGAAUGUUGACUCCCCCCAGCAGUCUCACAAUUAUCAGUGUUCAGAUAAAAGAUACAGUGCACCACUCCAGACCUCAGAUGGUAAAUACAUGUAUAGCUUACCUCACCAUCCACAGCAUACAACAUUAAGAGCAUCUGCAUCACCACAUUAUGAUCAAGCCACAUCACAGAAAGGAUUCUCAUUCUUUCAGAGCUUACAGCACUGCUCUGACUUUGACGUGUCAGAUUUAGAUCUGCCAAUGAAUCCCGCUCCUCACCUGGAAGCAGGAAGCCACACAAUAAGAGAUGAUAUCCAACAGAGGGAACCCUCAUUCAGCAACCUGCAAACAGCAUGCUCAAGUUGUCAGCCUCUGCUGAUGUCACCUAACAAGAGACUUGGUAGCCUAGAAGCUGAAUUUGAAAAACUAAAGAGAAAACAAAGAAAGGGAAAAGCAGUAUUGGAUGAAAAUGCAGAGAAAGAAAAUCCAAAUGAGGAGAGAUUCAAUGGUAUUACAAAGGAGGCCUUAGUCAGGUCAAUUGAGGAUUCCUCAGACACAAAGUCAGCAGUGGAGGUCCUAGCGAAGCAACUCUUUACAAAUUAUGAACUGCAAACUUCAUCGAUCACUGGCUUUCAGUGCAAUAAAGAUUAUCAAGCAAGACCAGGACUGAGUCCCUCAAGAAGGAGCCUUUUAGAAAGUGAGUUAAUUGAAAAGCUUUUGUGUUAUUUAAGGUGGCUCAAAACAGUAAUAUUUCCGAGAAGCCUGGGCUCUAAUGCGCACUUCAGCACUAGGCAUCAUGCGAUCACCGGAGGGGUCGCCAGAAAGCAUGUGAGAUUUCAAGUUUGCAAAACUCACAGCAAACAUGGGGACACAAGGCCUACUUCGUAGAACUUUGUUUCCACCUAGUUUAGUGAGCUGUUUGCGAUAUCACUUAUUUUUAUCUUCGAAAACAUCCAUCCUUCAGGCAAUUUCAAAUGAAAAUUUAAACAUUCUUUUAAACCGCUGUGCUGGAAUGUAAACGAAAAUUGUGAUUGAUAUUGCAAUUGAUCACGUCGGC